CAUCCGGUCGGGAGGAGGAGCGGCGGCGGCGGCGGGAGGAGGCGGCCGGAGGCGCCGGAGGGUCUCCAGCCAUGGGCGUGGCCGGCUCGCGAGCGGUGGUCCCCCAGCGGACAUGCGAUCCUGAGACCCAGGAGUUGCUGAAGGAAGAAGGUUGUGAUGAAACCUGCUGCGGACGCUUUCUGCGCCGUAUUCUAAGCUGCCUACGCUACGUACUGAACUGUCUCUGCUGUUUCAUAUGCUCUCUAUGCUGUGGAAAUGGAGCUGCUUCGAAGGACUUCAUCAUCUACGUCCAGACCACGGGUGCCACAGGUGGCUGGGAAUGGAAUUUCGUAAAUGAGGUCUCAAAGCACCUGCCAGCGUGCCUGUCCUGCUCUCUGAAGGUGGAGAAGUUCAGGGAGACCGCCUCGAAGCACCCCAUCCUGCUCUUCUGCCCCAUAGCUUCCCGCAUGGGCACCGACAUCGAAAAUGCCCUCGAGGGAGUCAUCGGUGAGCAGAAGGUCCUCCUGGUGGUGAUGCAUUUUAUCCCAAAGGACAACCCAAUGGCUUAUGUGGACGCCAGGCAGCAGGGGCGGUAUCCGGCGGUGGUCCUGACCGUGAAUACUCGCUACACCCUCCAGGAUGGCUUCUACCCGUGCGAGAUGAACGAGACGGCCGUGGCUGACGUGGCAGCUGCCAUCCAGGACCUCGCUAAAGAUCAUGGAUGGGGGACCUGCUGCUCCCCUUAAGUGGUGCCGUAGAGGGGCUGUUGAGACACUGUUGGGGAUUGCUGCAGUGCAUGCUGGGAAUGGAUGGACUCAGCGCAUGGGGUGUGUGUAGGGUGAUGGGCUUCCCCUGGAUUCUUGCGUGGGUGGGUAGGUGGGAUUCACACUCCUCCCCAGCCAUGUGGCAGCAAACUGCCUCGAGCUGGGGAGAAGGCUAGUUGUCCCUCUGGGCAUGCACAGACCUGCCCUGAACCUCAGGCUGACCGGGCAGAGCCGGGCAGGCAGUGACCUGGCGUGUUCCUCUGUGCAUGUCGAGGGAGGGGGGGUGAAUGGCUAGGGUGGGUGGGUUUUCUGCUCUCCUUCUUUGCUUUUACACACCCACUGGGUGAUUUAAAACAGGAGUUGGGGGCAGGGAGAUCUGCCGUGUUUCCCCAAAACUAAGGCAGGAUCUUUAAUAUAAUUCUUCUUCCCAAAAAAAAGAAUUAGGGCUUAUUUUCAGGGGAUGCUUCAUUUUUUUCAUGUACAACCAUCUACAUUGAUUCUAAUACAGUCCUGUCCUCUUCUUCUGGUUGCUGCACAAGGGUGGGGGGCAGGCUUUCAAUUCACAGGGGCUUAAUUUUGGGGUAGGGCUUAUAUUACGGGCAUCCAACAGGGUGGAGGGGCGAGAAGAACAAAGUUUGCCCCCGAAAUAAUGGGGGGGUCUCUGUCUUUUCCAGGGCUGGGGAAAUUAUACUGUUUUUAUUUGCUUACAGCCCCCUCCAGAAUCCCCCCACCCAGCAUGCCUUACCUAGAAGAUGUCCGUGUCUAAGGAUGCUCUCCUAAUCAAACCCCCCCAAUCGUGAUCCCCCCAAGGGGGUUGCAAAGUGUUUUGGGGGGACAGAGGUGCUCCUGGGCAGUCGAAAGGCAGAUCAUGGAAUAGGGGUGCAGCCUGUGCUGGAUGGGGUGAGCCUCUCCCUGAAAAGUCAGGUGCACAGCUUAGGGGAUGUUCCUGGAUUGAUCCCUGAACCUCAGUGCCCAGGGUUCAGUGGUGUUCAGGAGUGCUUUUCCACAAUUAAAACUAGUGUACCUGGAAGGUUCUGAUCUGGCCACGGGGACACACGCCUUCGUUCCCUCCCGGCUGGAUUCUUGUAAUGCACCCUGCGUGGGGGCUGCCGAUGGAAAGGGUCAGGAAACUCCAGAGGGGAGCCUAAACGCGGCAGCCAGAUGGCUGACUGGGGCUGAUCAAGGGAUCACGUAACCACCCCAGCCGGAUGCAGCUGCGCCACCACCUGCUGAUCCAUUUCUGGGAUGAAUUCAAGGUGUUGGUUUUAACCUAUAAACUCCUAAAAACUUUGCACCAGACUCUUUCAAGGACCACCUCUUCCUUGAUGAGCCUGCUCCAGUGUUACGAUCACCAGGAAGUAGCCUUCCUCAUCAUCCUGCCACAUUAACAGAUGUGUUUGGUGGGGCCACAGGAGAGAGGACCUUCCCUGUCGCUCCUCCUUUAGACUCUGGAACUCCCUCCCACUGGAGGCUAGACCUGCCCUGUCUUGGAUGACCUUCUGCAAGCAGGCAAAGACCUUCCUCUUCAGAUGAGCCAUCUCUCAAUAACUAGACACGUGUGUUUUUUAAGAGGAUUGAUACUGUGGUUUUUUUUUUCCAUUUUUGGGUUUUCCAUCUCUCUCUGGACUUUUUCCCCCUCUAUUUAAAAUUUGUAUGCCUCUUGCGCCUUUGUUUUGAUCUUGCCUUUUAAUGAUGUAACCUGCCCCUUUAUAUUCAUGGUUCCUGGCUUUAAAUAUUGCCUUUUAAGGAUGUGAAGCCUCCUUGUGUACUUAUUGUUUUAAACUUUACAUAUUGUCUCGCAUUGUUGUAAGCCCCCUUGGGUCCUUUUCGAGGUGAAGGGCAUGGUAAAAAUAUUCUAAGCAAAUAAAUAAAUUGAUGAAUG
Messenger RNA from Pogona vitticeps (central bearded dragon), 2625 nucleotides. RefSeq lists its product as uncharacterized. Lineage: Eukaryota; Metazoa; Chordata; Lepidosauria; Squamata; Agamidae. The record is from RefSeq and is a predicted model, not a curated record.